AUGUACUCGAUGUUGGUUUGCGUUUUGUUGGCGACGGCUGCCGCGGCCCCAGACCACUACGGACCGCCUCAGACCGGCUUCUAUGGCUUUCCCGGGCCCUAUUCAGGUCCAGUCAUUCCCAUCCUGAAGGACGAGCGAGAGGGACCUGAUGCGUCUGGAGUGUACAGCUUCGAGUUCGAGACCGGCAAUGGCAUCAAGCGAGAGGAACAAGCUUCACUUCCCGAUGGCUCUCCCGCCGACGUGACCUUCGUCGCCGACGACGCUGGUUUCCGCGUGGAGUCCGACCUGCUGCCCACGCCCCACCCCCUCCCCGCCCACGCCAUCGCCCAGAUCGAGAAGGCUCGUCGGGAGGACGCAGCUGCUGCCGCUCUGAGCGGGCGUUACUCCGCCCCUCGGACUAGCUAUGGAUACCCUUAA
Penaeus vannamei (Pacific white shrimp) is the source of this 417-nucleotide messenger RNA. Lineage: Eukaryota; Metazoa; Arthropoda; Malacostraca; Decapoda; Penaeidae. The record is from RefSeq and is a predicted model, not a curated record.